AAAAACAACCCCUUUCCUGAACAUAAUCAAUACAAUCUGCAUCCUUCUCUUUAACAUUUUGUAUAACUCCCGAAGAAAAGUAAUGGCAAUCAAAACUAAGUCUUCAACUCCCGGAUCACCUUCCUACGUCGAUUUCCACCCUGCUUGUGAUUUCCUUAAAGCUGAAGGGAUUGAAACUUUGAUCAUCCAUCUUCCUGACUUUAAGAAGGAGCAAUUGAGGGUGCAAGUAAACAAAGAAGGAGUGGUGAUAGUAAGUGGCGAGAGAGCAACAAAUGAAGAUGGAUCCAAAAGAAGCCGUUUUGUUAAGGAAACUAAAAUACCAGAGGGCUGUGAUAUAAACGACAUUCGAGCCAAGUUCAUAAACGGGCGCCUUAAUGUUACAAUGCCAAAGAAAAUACUUAUUACACCUCCACCUCCACCUCCACCUCCACCACCUCAACUCAUCCAGGAGCAGCCUCCGUCGUCAUCGUCACCACCACCUCCUCCUCCGAAGCCAGAGGCCGUUACUGAUCAAAAGCCGAAACCUGAGGCCGCCUCGGUUUCUGAUGAUCAAACACCCAAAGGUAGUACUAUUAUAGGUGGUACCGAAACAAGUUGUAGUUAUCAUGGUCAGCCAAAGAGUAUUAAUCGUAUGUUUGAGCUUGGAAGUGUUAUACAAAGUCGGCUACAAGGAAGAAAGAAUGUGGCUUUGGGUUUUGGAAUCGCCGUAGUGACAAUGGUAGCAAUUGGAGCUUUUGUUGCUUCUAAACUUGGGUCUGAUACCACUUCUUCUCCUUCUUUGUACAUAGAAGACUCAGGUCUAAUGUAAACGAUUAAGAUAUGGUAUUUUUAAAUUCGGUUGAGAAAAAUUUAUGUACUUUGUUAAGUGUAUUAUAUAAUCAUUUAUACAUUCGUGAAUAUUGAAUAAAAAGGUUACGUUGGUGAAUUAA
This is a messenger RNA of Spinacia oleracea (spinach), 929 nucleotides long. RefSeq lists its product as uncharacterized. Lineage: Eukaryota; Viridiplantae; Streptophyta; Magnoliopsida; Caryophyllales; Amaranthaceae. The transcript has 2 exons. The record is from RefSeq and is a predicted model, not a curated record. Bases 83 to 808 code for a protein of 241 amino acids. Gene Ontology annotation, biological process: cellular response to heat.